AUGCGCAGUACAAGUUCGGAGAGGUUAAAGCACAUUGCAGUGGCCACUGUUUCCAAUAAGACCGUAUCCAAGGUUGUGGGACUGGUCGGCCUGAGCCUGGCGUCGAUAGUCAUCGACGAGGCGAUAGGACUGAUUAAGCGGUACGUUUGGCGCAACUACGUCACCGAGCUUGAAGUUUCCAACUCAGAUAAGUCUUACAAUUGGCUGCUGCAGUGGAUUUCCAAGCACAACCAACAACUACUGCACUUCAGCGUGACUACAGUUUCUCGAAACACCGAGACCGCCCAUGCGACUUCGAAAUUCGACUAUUCACCGAACGCUGGCGAACACAUGUUCAAGUACAAAGGUCAUACGAUACGCGUAAAACGUGAUCGCAGCACGGUACUGUCCAACGAGUACGGUUCUAGACCGUUCGAGACGCUUAACUUAUCUACUUGGGGUCGAAACAGACAAGUGAUGAAUGAAAUUCUGGAAGAGGCCAGAUUGUACGCCAUGUCUAUCAUGGAGUCAGGCACCACUCUGAUGGUGCCUUCGUACGACGUGUGGCACAACUUCGGCGAGCCCCGGGCGCCACGGUCGUUGUCGUCCGUCAUACUGGACGAGGGCGUGAUCGAAAACAUACUUAAGGACAUACACAACUUUGUGAACGACAAGUCUUGGUACCUAGAUAGGGGAAUACCGUACCGUAGGGGUUACCUGCUCUACGGGCCACCGGGUUGUGGCAAAACAUCUUUGAUCAUGGCGCUGGCUGGCGAUAUCAAGUACAACUUGUGCGUAUUAAGCCUGAACGACUCUAAAAUGUCCGACGAUCAACUCGUUCAAUUGAUGGGAGAAGUGCCGUCCAAGUCGUUCGUGCUCCUGGAAGACGUUGACGCAAUGUUCGCCAAUAGAGACGGAAAAACUGUCAUAGAGGGCAGUACUAAAGUGACGUUGAGCGGUUUGCUAAACGCUCUCGAUGGUGUCGUAUCAUCUGAAGGCCGAAUACUAUUUAUGACUACUAACUACGUCGAUAGGUUGGAUUCUGCACUGAUUCGAUCUGGCCGAGUUGAUUUUAAACAAUACAUUGGGACUUGUUCAGAUCAUCAAUUAUCACAAAUGUUCAUUAGGUUUCGUCCAGAAGGUACAGAAGGCGACAAAAAGAGAUUUGUGGAAGAUAUAAAAAAAUAUAACAAACCAGUCAACCCUGCUCAUUUGCAAGAAUUUUUUUUGGUAAACCGUCAUAAAGAACUAAAUUAUGUGUUUGAACAUAUAAACGAUUUAUGGCAGAAUGUGCAAGACAUUCAAUUAACAGAGUAA
Molecule: messenger RNA, 1296 nt
Organism: Macrosiphum euphorbiae (potato aphid)
Lineage: Eukaryota; Metazoa; Arthropoda; Insecta; Hemiptera; Aphididae
Source: the annotation of a GenBank genome assembly